UUCCCUGUCACGUGACGUGUUACUUCGGUCACGGUUUUUCAAGUGCCAAAAGUGCACCGAAAGCGCUGUUGAAAAAGAACAGACCUGCAAUUUGGCGGGAUUUGGCCGGAGCCACAGAGCGGAAACUGAAAACAGAAGUUCCGGACCGUUUUCAAGGAUUUGAAUCAGCUCGUUCCUCGGAUCGGUUUGCGGGAAUUUUCUUCCGGUACGAGAGGUUAUACGUACGCGGGUGACAUAUCAACAAGACUUUUCGAUUCUUGAACAAUUUGCGUAUACGAAAGUUUUUCAAGAAUUAAGGCCCGGCUUUGUAGAUUCGUUGAUUUAACAAUUGCCGAGAUAUAAUGACAAAACCAGGCCGGAAAAAGUGAAUCUAUCGAGAUUUGGAUGAUUCUCGUCAACCUGACAACGGCCGCGUUCAGCAGAACUCAGCGCUUAGUAAGCGCUUUACGCUUAUUGCUUGUCAUUGGAAUAUACUUUCAUAUUUGCAGCGGAUUUACAAGAAGAGACCAAUCACAGACAAUAAGCGUAAAGCGCUUACUAAGCGCUGAGUUCUGCUGAACGCGGCCAACGAAUUUGUGUUUAUGAGCAAAUCAUCAGAAUGGGCGAUGAUGAGAGGAAGGAAGCGUGCGCGGAAUUUAUCAAACGUUUCAAGUUAAACCCAAACAGAUUUCGUGAUUUUAACGUAUCCGUUGCCAUUUUACAAGAAGAAGCUGCUACAAGAGGAUUGGAUGAUGAUCUUCUUCAGAAGCUGUCGGAUCUCAUUUUACAUACAGACUUAAGUGCAACCAAAGCGACAGUGUUGAUGAAAUGUCUCAUUCCAAGAUACAAGGUACCUAAAGAAAUAGCAAAGUCUAUGAUUAUUUGGUGUGUAUCAACUGAUCUAUCAGUUACUGUUUCUACACUCAUUGUACAAUGGAUCAUAGGCUUGUGGGAUUAUGAAUUAGCGGAUAGAAGAUUAAUCAGCAUAUAUUAUGAUGUUUUUUUCUACAUGAUGCUCAAGAAGGAAAAACUGGAACGUCAUCUAGCACGUCUCGUCUAUGUGUCAACAAGACCAGAAGAUGUUACUCGACGAGAUGUCUUAAGAUUACUGAAUCUUCAGAAGAAGUAUUCUAAGCCUCGCGCACAUAUCACUGCAUUACUUUUCUUAUUUAAGUCGUACAAACCGGAAUUAGUGCCGGAAAAAAUAAACUCCGUGAAUAUAGAAAGUGUGUGGAAACCUAUACCUGAGAAUAUGCGAGUAGCGUUAGAGGAUGCCAGGGAUCGCGCAGAAAUUCAACAGUCUCAAAGCGUUCAAACUUAUUUUAAUUGGAACGUAGCGCAGAAAACCAAGAAAAAAAAAUUGGAGCUUCUGCCUUCUGUGGGAUAUUUUCAUAUUGGUUCGAGUAUUUUUAAAAGCGAAAACGCAAAGUUGAUUUUUGAUAUAAACAGCAUAGAAGACUUAGGAAAGUAUCAUCAAAAUGUUGAAUUACCUUGUAAAGCUAUUUCACUUUUGACAAACAUGGCCGGAUAUCAUCUUCUUACCUAUGCUGAUAUUCAGUAUCAAAGUAGAUUUUCAUAUAAUCUCUACAAUACACUGAUAAGAGCAUUUAUAUUGGAGAGAGAAAAGUUCUCUGAGGAACAAAUGGAUCAAUUUCUUGCCAUGACGGUCGAAUUCUCUCGAUAUAUGCAAGAGGGAGUUCUCGUUACCAAAUUGUUCUUCGACGAAUUUCUGUAUUACAAUACAGGAGAACAUCUUCAGAAGAUGCUGCACUUGUUAGAAUGGAUGACUUCUAUAACAGUAACUGAGUUACGAGAAAAUAUUCUGAUACAUGUACGAAAUAUAUUUUUUGAAUCGACUUUAGCUAUGAAAUGUGAAAUAAUUAAAUCUUUGGGGAAACUGAUUACAAACUUGUUUGUUAGACAAGGACUUGAAGAAUCGUUCACAAACGUAUCAUGUUUUUUACAUCAAAAGCCAUUAGAAAAUUUAUCCGAAAUAGUAUCUGUGAUUACAAUGAUAUCGGAAAAUCUUAUUGUACACGGACUGAACAUACAUAAAUAUGAUGUUGUGUUAUUGUCGGAAAGUUUAACUUUCUAUGAAGAGAUCUGCACGUUAGAAAGCCGUAGUCACAUUGUAUCUUGGACACUGGCACCUCCAGCGGUUAUCUACGGAGCAUUUGUUACAAAAAGCUGUGCCAUUUUGUCAAGAGUUUGUACGUUGUUGUUGAGAUAUCGCGAAAUGAGUUCACAUUUUCGUCAAAUUCUGCCAGCAAACAUAUACAAAGAAAAAGUUCACAUUAUAUCUAUUUAUGCGCUUGAUAUUUAUAAAGCAUUGUGGCAGGACGAGCCUUUUAGUAACAGAAAAGACGGUUACUUUUUGAGAAAUGUCUCGGAAAAAGUUAUUCGCGAUCUAGACGAUUGCGAUCUAGAUUCUUCACUGAGUAUCAGUAACCAUUAUGCAGUAUUACCUUACAAGUACACAAUAAACACCACGGGCUUAAGCAUAAGUACAAAGCAAGCUGCUAUGAGUAUGGCUUUGUAUUAUUAUCCCGCAAUAAAUAAAUUUAUUAGUGCGUUUGACGCAAAAUAACAUAUUUGAAAUUGUUGUAAGAGAGGAAGAAUUCAUUGUUUACUUUCUCUAAUCUACAGUUUGUAUAUAAAAUUGCAGUAACCAGGACUACUGUAUUAGAGUAAAUAAUGUGAGAUACAGAAAAAGAUAAGUUAUUAAGAUUUUUGUAAAAAAACAAUUUAAAAAAAUUUACAAAACGAUUUUAUUUUUAUUAUAAACAAAUAAAACUAAAAAUCGGUGCAAUGGGUUCUGUUUCCUUUAUUAUCUUUUAUGUAACUAUUUAUUUCUUGAAGGCAAACAAUUCACACAAGUUCUCCUCGAGUGAUAUAUUUAAACAAAAACUUUAUAUGUAAAGAAAAUUAUAUAAAACAUAUGCAC
Molecule: messenger RNA, 2923 nt
Organism: Pseudomyrmex gracilis
Lineage: Eukaryota; Metazoa; Arthropoda; Insecta; Hymenoptera; Formicidae
Product: centromere protein I-like
Exons: 16
Coding region: 599-2566 (655 amino acids)
Cellular component (GO): nuclear body; cytosol; kinetochore
Source: RefSeq, a predicted model, not a curated record